Molecule: messenger RNA, 1431 nt
Organism: Batrachochytrium dendrobatidis JAM81
Lineage: Eukaryota; Fungi; Chytridiomycota; Chytridiomycetes; Rhizophydiales
Product: 1-phosphatidylinositol 4-kinase STT4
Exons: 11
Biological process (GO): phosphatidylinositol-mediated signaling; phosphatidylinositol phosphate biosynthetic process
Cellular component (GO): cytoplasm; plasma membrane
Molecular function (GO): 1-phosphatidylinositol 4-kinase activity
Source: RefSeq, a predicted model, not a curated record
UUAUACUGGGCUCCUGUACCACCGAUUCAAGCUAUAUCUAUGUUGGGUCAUCCUCAACGUAUCCAGCCUUGGUUGCUUCAAUAUGCUGUUCGAGUACUCGAGUUUUUCCCCAUCGAUCAAGUGUUUUUUUUUAUUCCACAAAUGGUUCAAGCGCUUCGUGAUGACUCUGUUGGCUACAUUGAGCGCUUUAUUUUGGAUGCUGCCAAAACUUCUCAAGCGUUUGCUCAUCAAAUUAUUUGGAAUAUGAAGGCAAACAUGUACAAGGACGAAGCUUGUGAUAUACCUGAUGCAAUCAAACCUGCGUUGGAUCGAAUUAUUCACAAAAUUACGUCUGAGCUGUCUGGAUUAGAUAAAGACUUGUAUGAGCGAGAGUUUGACUUUUUUGGUAAAGUUACUGGAAUUUCCGGCACAUUAAAGCCUUUUGUUCAAGCGGAUGCUUCUAAAAUUGAGAAAAAGCGGAAAAUUGACGAGGAGUUGCGUAAGAUCAAGGUGCAAGUUGGUGUAUAUCUCCCAACAAAUCCUGAAAGUAUUGUCGUCGAUAUUGAUUAUGACUCUGGUCGUCCACUCCAAAGCCAUGCCAAGGCACCGUUCAUGGCAUCGUUUAAAGUCAAUGAAUCUGGAAACCUUAAUGGAGAAACGCGAUGGAUGUCGUCCAUUUUCAAAGUGGGUGACGACUGUCGUCAAGAUGUUCUUGCUUUGCAACUCAUUAGCAUUUUCAAAAGCAUUUUUGUGUUUGCGGGACUUGAUUUGUAUACAUUUCCUUAUCGAGUGGUUGCCACUGCGCCAGGGUGCGGUGUGAUUGAAGUUAUUCCAAAGUCUAUAUCUCGAGAUAUGAUGGGUCGUGAAAAAGUCAAUAGUCUUUAUGAUUGGUUUAUUGCAGAGUUUGGUCCAGAGGAUGGAGUUGACUUUCAAAAGGCGAGAAAAGAAUUCGUAAAGAGUUUGGCUGCGUACUCUCUGAUUAUGUUUAUUUUGCAAAUCAAGGACAGACAUAAUGGCAACAUUAUGUUUGAUAAAGAGGGACAUAUGAUUCAUAUUGAUUUUGGGUUUAUUCUCUCGAUUGCCCCUGGUGGUGGAAUAUUGGAGGUUUCACCAUUCAAACUGACAGCAGAGAUGGUGCAAGUAAUGGGUGGUGAUAUCACUUCUCCUUCGUAUCGCCUAUUUUCUGAACUAUGCGUAAAGGCUUACUUGGCUUGCAGGCCAUAUGCCGAAGAAAUCAUUAGCAUGGUAUCGCUUAUGAUGGAUUCUGGCUUACCAUGUUUCAAAGGUAGCGAUACUACAAUUCGUAAAUUACGUGAGAGGUUUCAGUUGGAGAAAUCUGAAAAGGGUGCAGCUGAAUUUAUGGUCAAUUGCAUUCGCCAAUCUCACGAAAACACCAGAAGUGGUUUGUAUGACACUUUUCAGUAUCUUCAAAACGGUAUUCCUUAUAAAUGA